Molecule: messenger RNA, 1147 nt
Organism: Chrysemys picta bellii (western painted turtle)
Lineage: Eukaryota; Metazoa; Chordata; Testudines; Emydidae
Product: olfactory receptor 51G2-like
Biological process (GO): G protein-coupled receptor signaling pathway
Cellular component (GO): plasma membrane
Molecular function (GO): olfactory receptor activity; G protein-coupled receptor activity
Source: RefSeq, a predicted model, not a curated record
CUGUAAACGCGCUGCCCAAUAAGCCAGCAGGGGGAAAACAGCUCUACUGAGAGAGCCUCAUCAAUGGAAAGAUCAUUUACUUUCCACGGUAUUUUCCCUUGCACAUUUCACAGCGUUUACACUCAGAAAGCUCAGGCUCCCCUGAGACCCUGGAUUGCCUACGUGACCCCUGCCGGCUCCUUUUCGGGAUGUGUUAUAUAUACCUUCCGCCCCACCCUGAGAGACGGACGUGAGUUCUUCGGUCGGUCUGGAACUGGAUUGUGCCGCUUUGUAACGUGAGGACAGGCCGUAACCUCCCACUGCUGUGGCAGCCCGGCUGUGCGACAUCUGAGGUGGGAUGGAGCAGCUUCAGCACACCGUGCCACUUGUCAAUUCCUCCUUCUAUCAGCCUUCCACCUUCCUCCUGACGGGCUUUCCGGGGCUGGAAGCCAAUCACCACUGGAUCUCCAUCCCUUUCUGCAUGUUCUAUCUUGUCGGCCUUUCAGGGAACUGCCUGAUCCUGAUCAUCAUCAAGAAGACCCAAAGUCUUCAUAAGCCUACGUACUACUUCCUUUCCAUGCUGGCCGUGAUGGACCUGGGCUUGGCUUUGUGUACCCUUCCUACCACGCUGGGCAUCUUUUGGUUUAAGAUCAGAAAAAUUGAGUUCAAUGCCUGUCUCACCCAGAUGUAUUUUAUCCAUAUACUGUCAGUGAUGGAAUCCUCGGUGCUCCUAGCCAUGGCCUUCGAUCGUUUCAUCGCUAUCUCCAACCCUCUGAGAUAUUCGUCCAUCUUGACCAAGCCAACCAUCAUAAAAAUAGGGCUGGCAAUUGUUUCAAGAGCUGUGAUCUCCCUCUUCCCAAUACCCUUUCUGCUCAAGAGGCUAACCUACUGUGGGAGCAAUGUGCUUUCCCACUCAUUUUGCUUUCACCCUGAUAUCAUGAAGCUGGCCUGCGCGGAUAUAAAAGUCAACAUCUUGUAUGGUUUAAUUGUCAUUCUUUCAACGGUGGGUGUGGAUUUUGUGUUCAUUGUGCUAUCAUAUCUUCAAAUUCUAACAGCUCACAGCCUUUCCCCUUCACUUUGCAAUUUAAAGAUAGUGAAACCUGCCAACGUACCCAAUUCCUGCUAGAAGGGGAGCCGCUGACACCACAUGUCUUCACUGUAAAGGACA